Messenger RNA from Aureobasidium vineae, 498 nucleotides. The record is from the annotation of a GenBank genome assembly. Lineage: Eukaryota; Fungi; Ascomycota; Dothideomycetes; Dothideales; Saccotheciaceae.
AUGAGCCUCCGACUGUCAACCAGACAGCUUUGUCGUCCAAACUACUCGCGUCCUCUGUUCUCGUCGGUCAGCAGUAGAUUUGCCCAGUUCAGUCAUGCCUCGGUGGUACGACAGGAAAAGGCCGAGGAUCCUCGCCUCAAGGAGGAAGUUGGUGACUUGCUCAUAGAAGACCAGUACGCAAUCCUUCGCGAGAAGUACGGUAUGUUGUUCUCACCAGACGAUCCGUCUCCUGGCCCUGACAGAAGUAAAGCGACACCAAAGAAUCCAAUCAUUCUAGCUCAUGGAUUGCUCGGAUUCGAAGAACUCAACAUUGUGCCCAAAGCAGUUGCUCCGGGCAUACAGUACUGGAGAGGUAUACGUGAAGCGCUAGCUGCCAAAGGCAUCGAAGUGAUCACUGCGACUGUACCGCCGUCUGGAUCCAUCGAAGCACGCGCUCAGAAAUUGAGUGAGGAUAUCCAUAANAAGGCAAAGGGAAAGAGCGUGAACAUUAUUGCGUAG